Messenger RNA from Penicillium canescens, 3279 nucleotides. RefSeq names its product alpha-mannosidase (gene ams1). The record is from RefSeq and is a predicted model, not a curated record. Gene Ontology annotation, molecular function: carbohydrate binding; alpha-mannosidase activity. Gene Ontology annotation, cellular component: fungal-type vacuole membrane. Gene Ontology annotation, biological process: mannose metabolic process; oligosaccharide catabolic process. Bases 1 to 3279 code for a protein of 1092 amino acids. The transcript is spliced from 2 exons. Lineage: Eukaryota; Fungi; Ascomycota; Eurotiomycetes; Eurotiales; Aspergillaceae.
AUGGGUGGGGAAGUUCCCUUUCGCCCCGCUCCCCCAGCUCUACCCCGGCUAGCUGAGCGCCCGGUCGGUCAGCGCAUCAACAGCAUCUACACCGAUCGGCUGAAGCAGUUCACCUCAAGCGGCCAGUACGAAGGCCAGAACCUUAUAUCGAAAUACUGGGAAGCCACAAACUCCGACGAAGACCAUGUCAAGCUCUCUGUUUACUCGGUCCCAGACCUACAGCGACCGACCUUCGAGGAUGCAACCUCCCAUGAGUUCAAGCCAACCCAUAUCGGCGCUUCUUUUGGCCCUAGCUGGUCCACACAUUGGUUCCGCAUUCACCUUACAGUCCCACAGGACAUGCUUGACCGGGAGCGGUUGGAGUUCCACUGGGAUGCCAAUAAUGAGGGUUUGAUCUGGACGGAAGAUGGUCGCCCGCUGCAGGGUUUGACUGGUGGUGGAGAGCGGACUGAGUUUAUUCUUCCCAAGGAGUGGUGUGAUGGGAAGACUCAUAUUUUCUACAUUGAGAUGGCUUGCAAUGGCAUGUUUGGCAAUGCUCCCGGUGGCGAUUCGAUUCAGCCGCCCAAUCCUAACAAGUACUUCACUCUCAGUACGGCUCGUAUUACAGCUGUGAACCUGGCUGCUCGAGCUCUCUACUAUGAUUUCUGGAUCAUUGGGGACGCUGCGCGAGAAUUCCCAGGUGAUUCGUGGGAGGCGCAUGAAGCUAACGUGGUGGCCAAUUCCAUGAUCGAUGCCUUCAUCGCCGGCGAUGGAAGCAACGAGUCUAUCGAAAAAGCACGGAAACUUGCUAGGGAAUAUCUCGGUGACAAGGUGGAUUCGUCCGAGGUUUACAACACGGACACUCAGCCGAUCGUUUAUGCUAUUGGCCAUUGCCACAUUGAUACCUGCUGGCUGUGGCCUUGGGCAGAAACAAAGCGCAAGGUUGCACGCUCAUGGUCAAACCAAUGUGAUCUGAUGGAACGGUAUCCUGAACACCGGUUUGCCUGCUCUCAAGCGCAACAGUUUAAAUGGCUGAAGGAGUACUAUCCAACAGUCUUUGAGCGCGUGAAGAAGUGGGUUAAGAAAGGCAACUUCCAGCCAAUUGGUGGCAGCUGGGUCGAGCACGAUACAAACAUGCCAAGUGGCGAAUCAUUAGUCCGACAGUUCCUGUACGGACAGCGGUUCUUCGAGGCAAACUUUGGCAAGCGAGCCACGACCUUCUGGUUGCCGGACACCUUCGGAUAUUCUACUCAGAUCCCCCAGAUCUGCCGCCUGGCUGGAAUGAGCCGAUUCUUCACCCAGAAGCUCAGCUGGAACAACAUCAAUAACUUCCCCCAUACUACAUUCCAAUGGGUUGCACUUGAUGGUAGCCAGGUAAUGUGCCACAUGGCCCCAGCAGAGACCUACACGGCCGAAGCACAUUUCGGUGAUGUGAAGCGCAGUGUCACUCAGCACAAAUCCAUGGACAAAGAUAAGACAUCCCUGCUUGUCUUUGGAAAGGGUGAUGGAGGUGGCGGUCCGACUUUCGGACACCUCGAGAAAUUACGUCGCUGCCGUGGACUCAGCGACAAAGUCGGCUCACUUCCUCGAGUGAAGAUGGGCGAGUCUGUUGAUGAUUUCUUCGCUGGUCUGGAGGCAAAAGCUGCCAAUGGUACAGACUUUGCUACCUGGUACGGAGAGCUUUACUUCGAGUUACACCGUGGUACAUACACAACCCAGGCGAACAACAAGCGCAACAACCGAAAAGCGGAGUUCCUUUUGCGUGAAAUUGAGCUUCUCGCAACCUUGGCUACUGUUCAUGAUUCCAAUAGCGAAUAUAAGUAUCCCAAGAAGGAGAUUGAUGAGAUGUGGGAGGGCACACUCCUUUGCCAGUUUCAUGAUUGCCUGCCAGGCAGCUCGAUUGAGAUGUGCUAUGAUGAUUCUGAUGAACUUUAUGCCAAGAUCUUUGAGAUUGGCACAAAGCUGCGGAAGGAUGCUCUUGAGGCUUUGGGUAUUAUUGGAAAGUCUAACAGUUGUGAAAUGGUGGCUCUCAACACUUUGCCGUGGCCUCGAACGGAAGUCGUCAAGGUCCCUUCUGCGCUGUCAACAUCGACUGGGCCCGAGUAUGCCGUGGCUACCGGGUCCACUGGACUGAUUAACUUCAACCAGGAUAACGAAUCGGGCAUGGCGGUUACUGUGAAGGAAGUCCAGCCUGGUGUCUUCCGUCUGCAGAAUGACAACCUCAAAGUCGAUGUCAAAGAUGGUGUCAUCAUCUCCCUUUUCGAUAUUGAAGCAGACAGGGAAGUCGUCGCAAAGGGCGGUAAUGCUGGUCAGCUAGUCAUCUUUGAUGAUAAGCCUCUCUACUGGCAAGCAUGGGAUGUCGAGGUGUUCCAUCUCGAAUCACGCAAAGAACUACCUUCUGGAAAGACUGUCAUUACUGAAAACAACCCGCAUCGGGUCAGUGUCAUGACCGAGACGAAGAUCAGCGACAAGAGCUGGAUCAAGACAACCAUCAGCCUGUCGCGAUCAUCGACAAAUGAACCAUCCUACGUGGAAAUGGAGAGCGAGGUAGAAUGGCAAGAGACCAUGAAAUUCCUCAAGGUCGAGUUCCCCGUAGAUAUCACCAACACCGAGGCAUCCUACGAGACUCAAUACGGAAUCAUCAAACGCCCCACCCAUUACAACACAAGCUGGGACAUGGCCAAAUUCGAAGUCUGCUGCCACAAAUGGGCCGACCUCUCGGAGAACGGAUACGGUGUCUCAAUCCUCAACGACUCCAAGUACGGCUUCGCCACAUGCGGCAACCUAAUGCGCCUUUCACUGCUCCGCGCCCCGAAAGCACCAGAUGCACACGCCGACAUGGGCCGCCAUAACAUCCGCUACGCAAUCCUUCCACACGCAGGCCCUCUCGACGACCGAACAAUCCGCGCAGGCUUCAAUUUCAAUAACCCACUCGUUGUAGAGCAAGCCGGGCCCAAGGCAUCAACCGCCGCUGCAAUUUUCAAGGCUGUUUCUAUUAAGGGGGCGCCAUCUUUGAUUUUGGAUGUUGUCAAGCGUGGCGAGGAUGAUGAAGAUGUUGCUCGGGAUGGCGUUCCUACGCGUCCUGGGAAGAGUGUUAUCCUACGCAUCUAUGAGUCAUUGGGUGGUAAGGCCCGUGGUACUAUUGAGACUUCUUUGCCCGUUAAGAAGGCUUGGAAGUGCAAUGUACUGGAGGAUAAUGAAGAUCUUUUGGAUCUAAAGCGGACUGAUGAUCGUGCUAUGCACAAUAUUGAUAUUGAGUUGAGGGCUUUUGAGGUCGCUACGUUCCGACUGCAGCUUUGA